Messenger RNA from Vicia faba (fava bean), 369 nucleotides. The record is from the annotation of a GenBank genome assembly. Lineage: Eukaryota; Viridiplantae; Streptophyta; Magnoliopsida; Fabales; Fabaceae.
AUGGAAAACAUAGAAAAUAUUCUUGAAAACAUAAUGAAUGACCUUGACAGUGGAAGUUCUUCAUUAUCAAUAAUAUAUGAGAAUUCAGAUGUUCCAAAUGCUGAUCCCGUAAAAGUUAAUGACUCAAAUCUUAGCUUUAUCAUGCUUAGUGAUAACUAUGGAUCUGAAAGGGGUUUGUAUAAAGUGGUGAUAGACCUCUUAUUGUUUCUACUAAGGGAAGUGUUGACGAUUCUUUUGAAGAAGAUUAACAACCUGAAUUCAUGGGAAGUGGUUGCACAUCUUGCGUCCUCCAUCAGAUCUUCUACGGAUCUAUAUGUAGUUAUAGCGGCUCGAUAUGAGCAACGAGCUCACUAUUUCCACUACUUUUAG